AUUUUUCUCUAUUUAUACCCUACCUUUCCACAACUUCUACACCAAACUCUCUCUUUCUCCUCUGCUUCGUCUCUCUAUCCUUUCCCCUUGUUUUCAGACACCACAAAACCAAAUUUAAAAGAAAAAAACAAUGGAGGUAGGAAAAUUUGAUCCUACUCACAAUGUGAACUUUGCAAAGCCAAGAAAUUUUGGUGAGAAACUAAAAACAGAUCUUACAGAGACAUUUUUCCCAGAUGAUCCUUUUAAAGGAUUUAGUGAUGAAACUCCAAAAAAGAGAUUAUUGAAAGGGAUUAAAUAUUUUAUUCCAAUUUUUGAUUGGCUUCCUUCAUAUAAUUUUAGUCUUUUUAGGUAUGAUUUUCUUGCUGGUAUUACCAUUGCUAGUCUUGCUAUUCCUCAAGGUAUCAGUUAUGCCAACCUUGCCAAAAUUCCUCCUGUUAUUGGCCUGUAUUCAAGUUUUGUUCCACCAUUUAUAUAUGCCGUAUUUGGUAGUUCAAAGAACUUGGCUGUGGGAACAGUGGCGGCUUGCUCUUUACUUAUUGCAAACACUAUUGGAGAAACAGUGUCACCAACAGAUAAUCCAACUUUGUACCUCAACUUGGUCUUCACGGCUACUUUUAUUUGUGGUAUCAUUGAAACUGCUUUGGGUGUUUUAAGGUUGGGAAUUCUGGUGGAUUUCUUAUCACAUUCAACAAUAACAGGAUUUAUGGGAGGAACAGCAGUGAUAAUAAUUCUUCAACAGUUGAAGGGAUUUUUGGGAUUAAAGCAUUUUACUACUAAGACAGAUGUACUCUCUGUAGUGAAAACCUUACUCAGCCACAAAGAUGAGUGGCAUUGGCAGAGUGCAGUUGUUGGCUUCAUUUUCCUUGCUUUCCUACAGUUCACUAGAUACGUGAAAAAUAAAAGGCCAAAGCUAUUUUGGAUUUCAGCCAUGGCUCCUCUAGUGGUUGUUAUAACUGGCGGUCUUUUCGCUUAUUUAGCUCAUGCCGAGAAAUUUGGUAUUCAAAUUGUUGGACAUUUGAACAGAGGAAUAAAUCCAUCUUCGGUUAACAGAUUAAACUUUGAUCCAAAGUACAUUGCUGCACCAAUCAAAGCCGGUAUCCUAACAGCUGUUUUAGCUCUUGCUGAAGGAAUAGCCAUUGGUAGGAGCUUUGCCAUAAUGAAGAACCAACAAACUGACGGCAACAAGGAGAUGAUUGCUUUCGGCAUCAUGAACAUUGUUGGUUCUUUCACUUCUUGCUACUUGACUACAGGACCAUUUUCGAAGACGGCAGUAAACUUCAAUGCAGGAUGCAGAACACAAAUGUCGAACGUGGUGAUGGCCAUAAUAAUGAUGCUGACAUUGUUAUUCUUAGCACCAUUGUUUAGUUAUACUCCAAUGGUUGCCUUAUCUGCCAUUAUAAUGUCCGCCAUGUUCGGUCUUAUUGAGUAUGACAAAGCCAUUCAUCUGUUCAAAGUUGAUAAGUUUGACUUCUGCAUUUGCAUGCUUGCUUUCUUUGGAGUUACCUUCAUUAGCAUGGAUAUUGGCCUUGGACUCUCAAUUGGAUUAGGAAUCAUAAGAGCACUACUAUACACAGCAAGACCAAGAACUUGUAAGUUAGGGAAUAUUCCCAACACAAAUCUUUACAGGGACAUAGAGCAAUAUCCUGAUGCACAAUGGACAGCAGAGAUCUUAAUUCUUCAACUUGGCUCCCCAAUUUUGUACUCAAACAGUACAUAUGUUAGAGAAAGAAUUUUAAGAUGGGUCAGAGAUGAAGAAUCUAACAAAGAUAAUCAAGGAGAUUCAGUAGAGCACCUUAUUUUGGAAUUGGGAGGAGUGACAACUAUUGAUAUGACUGGAAUUGAGGCGUUGUACGAAUUGAAAAGACUUGUAGAAGCAAAAGAUAUUAAGUUAUCAUUGGUAAACCCAAGGAUUGAAGUCAUGGAGAAGUUGAUAACUUCCAAGUUUAUUGACGUUAUUGGCAAAGAAUCUGUAUUUUUAUCAAUUGAUGAUGCAGUUGAGUCAUGCAGAUUUAGAUUGGAUGGCCCAAAUAAAUGUAAUGGGCAGGAACUUGCAUAAAGUCUGCUCUUUUUUGGUCAAAAGAAGAUAUAAAUUGUAGAAAGCCUUUAUGUAAAAUGCAAUAUGGGCAUUUCGAGCUUGUAAUUAUAAGAGGCCCAAUUUAUUUAGUCGGGCCUAAAUGAAGGAAUCACACCAACUUCCCUUAGAAAACAUGUAAAGGGGGGAUAGGGCAGAAAAGAGAGGUUACUUUCUAUGUAGUAUUAUUUUUCGAAGGCAUAUGGAUGAUUUCAUUUUUUUUGUUGCAAUACUUUUCGUUUUAUCUUUAGAAAAAUUACAAUAAAAAAUAUAACAUUCUGUUUAUUUUUUUAAA
Molecule: messenger RNA, 2366 nt
Organism: Amaranthus tricolor (Joseph's coat)
Lineage: Eukaryota; Viridiplantae; Streptophyta; Magnoliopsida; Caryophyllales; Amaranthaceae
Product: probable sulfate transporter 3.5
Exons: 12
Coding region: 131-2056 (641 amino acids)
Biological process (GO): transmembrane transport
Cellular component (GO): membrane
Molecular function (GO): secondary active sulfate transmembrane transporter activity
Source: RefSeq, a predicted model, not a curated record